Brassica oleracea var. oleracea is the source of this 1270-nucleotide messenger RNA. Its product is annotated as probable galacturonosyltransferase-like 3. The coding region runs from base 152 to 1180 and encodes 342 amino acids. Lineage: Eukaryota; Viridiplantae; Streptophyta; Magnoliopsida; Brassicales; Brassicaceae. Gene Ontology annotation, cellular component: Golgi apparatus. Gene Ontology annotation, molecular function: glycosyltransferase activity. The record is from RefSeq and is a predicted model, not a curated record. The transcript has a single exon.
AACGCUUGCCAUUAACGAAACUUGUCUGAAAAUGUCGAAACCACCCCUAAUCCGCCAUUAACAAUUUAACAAAGACACAAAAAGCCGGUUCUCUCUUUCACACUCUUGUCUUCACUCAGACACUCAGUUCAAAACUCAAAAAGUGUAGGCAAUGUGUUUACGUUUAUGUCUGUUUCUUCUGUUUCCAAUCGCGAUUAGCAGCGUUACUACCACCGACACUGAUCUCCCCGCGUUUCGAGAGGCUCCGGCGUUUCGAAACGGCAGAGAAUGCUUCAAAACGGUAUGGUCACCGGAGGAUCGCACACACAACCCUUCGAUCAUCCACAUCGCGAUGACUCUCGACGCCAUCUACCUCCGCGGCUCGGUCGCCGGAGUCUUCUCCGUUCUCCAGCACGCCUCUUGUCCUGAAAACGUAGUUUUCCACUUCAUUGCCACUCAACGCCGCAGCGCCGAUCUUCGCCGCAUAAUCUCCUCCACGCUCCCUUACUUAACCUUCCAAAUUUACCAUUUUGACCCUAACCUCGUCCGCAGCAAGAUCUCCUCCUCCAUUCGCCGCGCCUUGGACCAGCCGCUAAACUACGCACGGAUCUACCUCGCCGAUCUCCUCUCCGCCUCCGUACGCCGCGUGAUCUACUUCGACUCCGAUCUCGUCGUGGUCGACGACGUAGCGAAGCUCUGGGGGAUCGAACUUGGCCGUCACGUCGUCGGAGCUCCGGAGUACUGUCACGCUAACUUCACCCACUACUUCACUUCGAGAUUCUGGUCGAGCCAGGGGUACAAGUCGGCGCUGAAAGGGAGGAAGCCGUGCUACUUCAACACCGGCGUGAUGGUGAUCGAUCUAGGGAGAUGGAGAGAAGGGAGAUACACGGUGAAGCUUGAGACGUGGAUGAGAAUACAAAAACGACACCGUAUCUACGAGCUGGGAUCUUUGCCGCCGUUUCUGCUGGUUUUCGCCGGAGAUGUUGAGCCGGUGGAGCACAGGUGGAACCAGCAUGGUCUCGGGGGUGAUAACUUGGAAGGGCUUUGUCGGAAUCUGCAUCCGGGUCCGGUGAGUUUGUUGCAUUGGAGCGGGAAAGGGAAGCCAUGGCUAAGGCUUGACUCGAGAAGGCCUUGUCCGUUGGAUUCGCUUUGGGCUCCUUACGAUUUGUUGCGUUAUUCACCGUUGAUCUCUGAUAGCUGAUUAAUUAAUCAUCGGACGGUGGAGAGAGUUUUGUAACAUAAAACGUUUUGAAGCUAAAUUCAUUUGGGUCAAUGAUGGGCUUUUGAAACA